AUUGGAAUUGCCUGAGCCCUAGUCCUGAGUCAUAAUUGAGCCUUUUGGAGUCUUCCUUCCAGAAGCGGAGGACAGUUUGGACUCAAUAUUUCUUUUGGAUGUAGUAAAUACAUUCAUAUUCCUUAGUCAUAUUUUGAACUUCUGAGCAUCCUGCUGGUAUCCCAGUAUAAAUUUGGAGGCUUGGAAAGCACAUUCAAGCAGAAUAAGGUUGUUCUAAAUAUCAGCCUCUGAAUCAAAUGGCUUUUAUUUGGCUUUGUGAUGCGAGUUUUUUCAUGUUUAGUGUUUGUGAGAGUCUCUUGUCUCUGCUCAGUCAGCUGCAAGGUUUUGGGUGCAAACUGUUUGACACUCCAUCUGAGGGAGGUAUGCAGUGGUGCUAGUCCUUAGCAUAAAGAGCUUUGAGACUGGCUGGUUUCUGAGGAGCAAUGAUCAACACUCCCAGUGGUCCAGCAGCUGUUUGUGAUUUUCAUGAGAAGUCCCCUGCAGGUGGUUUCUCCUGGGACUGCUCCUUCCCUUCCUGCUUCCAUUGAUGUUGUUCACCCUUCCUCUGGCUUUACAGUGAAGCGUCUUCACAGGAUGGAGAUAGAGCACCUGCAGAGGCUGCGUGAGGCCAACCAGGACCUUCUGCAAAGGCUCAGAAUGAAGCAGGAAGAGAUCAGAAGAAGGCUUCCCAGCAAGGCAUCUCUUGAUAACAGAACAGCUCCUGAAAGCUCUGUCCCCUUGCCCACAAGAAGGAAGACGAAUCCAGCUGAUGCUGUGGAGCCUACAGCUGACCCUGCAGUGUUGGUGUGUGUGGAACCUGGAGCUUACGCAGCCAGAGCAGCCCUCUGUUCAUCUCUUAAGCACAGCAGCAGUGACAGGGGGGUACAGCAACAACAAGAGAAGAUGCAGGAAGCAGUAGGUUUGGAUUCUGGCUUUCCUGGGAAAGAGAAGAAUGUUGUGCCAGUGACUGCAGUCAUUACCUGUGGCAGAGAAACCUCUGAAGUGGAGAGGGGUGGCCAUGCUCAAGGAAGUCCAGAGGAAGAAUCCUUCCCUCCGGGACAUGGAGAGAACAGAAUCCAGUCCACUCUGCUAGAUAGCUUCCAUGAGAAGCAGCAGCUUGAGGAUGUUCUGGCCUCAUCACUGAGCAGCAGCCAAGGUGAAGAGACCAGCAAGCAGCAUGUGGUUGUUAGAGAGCCUGUCGUUCCUAAAUCAGUCUUGCUGACGUCUCAGUCCCAAGAGCCAAAGAAGGGAGCUCGUUGCAUCACUUUUGAGUCUGACCCUGAAGAAUAUACCAUACCUGUGAGCACCUGGUCCAUGCGUCCUUUCCUGGGCUACGACUGGAUUGCGGGACUCCUAGAUACGAGCCCUUCAGUAGCAGAAAAAUCUGACCAGUACUUUGCUGAGCUGCACGAGUUCCGACAGGUCAACAGAGAAGAAUGUAUUCAUGAGCAGCGCCCAGAGCCCAGGGCUGUGGACUACAGAGAUCCUGAACAAGAACCAGAUGUGAUAACCAGUUCCCAUAAGUGUGUUUACUGUUACCGGUUAAACCAGCGCCUCUUCCCUGUCCCUGUGGAUUCAGAGUCUGCCUGCCCCGUGUGUAAGAUCCCACGUACUCACCGGCCCCCAGAGAAAUUGGGAGAGCCAGCCUAUGUCAGGGUCAGCAUUCCCAGGUCUACCCUUAUGCCUGCCUACAAACACAAAGCCCAUCGCAGGAAGAGCUUUGAACCAGAUGAUAGUCUAGCGUUACCUUCGCACUGCCUGGCUGGCUGGAAAAAUACCAUCUCUUGCAGCAACCCCAUGCUCAGCAGUUUGGAUCUGCGAGCUUCCCUGGAAGAGAAGCCUCCUCACCAUCCUCGCCUGAACUUGGUGUCCAGAGUAUCAGGAGGAACCAGAACUGACCAGCUUCUGAACCUGACCCCCUUGGCACACUUCAGAUUGAGCAGUGCUUCUCAGCAGAGGGGGAGCAAACCAAACCUGGCCACUAGAGAGCAGCUCCAGAUUUAAACCUGACUGCCUCAACUCUGUGAACCCCUGACUUGAUUGUCCUGGCGACGGGAAACCUCUAUUUGGAUAAAAAUAAAUCUUUGAAUGGAUUUUUAACUGGUUUUCAUAGUCAUGUAUCUACAGGAGCAGCAUAUAUGAGAGUUUGUACAUUCAACUAUGGGUUUUUACUUUCUUCCUUUGCUUUUUGCAGCUACUUCUAAGCAGAUGCACAAGCUCCCCUGCCUAGGGCUGGGUGAAGGGAUGCGUACAGGAUAACUAACUAGUACUGUUACCACUAGGACAGCUGUAGCAGCAGAGUUCAUCUGCCACCUCAACUAGAUAAACCAGAAGUGUAAUGUUAACUCUGGAUGCCAGGGUGAGGAGCGGGCCUGUGGAUGGCCAGGUUCAGUGGAAUGCGUACAAGUAUGUCCAUUUCCAAACGCUGGGAGCAUGGCACAGAACUUGGUAAUGCCUUAAGCUUGAGUUACUCAAUAAUUUAGUUUACAGAAGUGCAGUUUCUCUUCAGUGCCAUGUCUGAGGAUGGAUUACAUCCGAGUAAUUAUGAAUGUGGAAAAAGUGAGACUUUUUUUAACCAAAAAGCCAGGUAAUGCCUUAAGAUGUUUGCAAAUCCUGCUUGCCUCAGAAAGCUUUUCCAAGCUCUUUGGGGAUAAACCAAAACCCAUUUUGGAGCUUUGAAAUUGUGACAGAAGAAAAUAUAACAUAGAAUGUGAUUUGUUUAAACUGUAUAGACUGGUCUUACUUUCCUUGUCUAAAAACAAUUAAGCCUGAUGUUUCAUUUUGCUUUGAAUAA
Pezoporus occidentalis (night parrot) is the source of this 2773-nucleotide messenger RNA. It is a transcript of the gene MIIP, whose product is annotated as migration and invasion inhibitory protein. Bases 466 to 1983 code for a protein of 505 amino acids. NCBI's taxonomy places the organism in Eukaryota, Metazoa, Chordata, Aves, Psittaciformes, Psittacidae. Gene Ontology annotation, biological process: negative regulation of cell migration; negative regulation of G2/M transition of mitotic cell cycle. The record is from RefSeq and is a predicted model, not a curated record. The transcript is spliced from 9 exons.